Molecule: messenger RNA, 591 nt
Organism: Aspergillus brunneoviolaceus CBS 621.78
Lineage: Eukaryota; Fungi; Ascomycota; Eurotiomycetes; Eurotiales; Aspergillaceae
Product: GAF domain-containing protein
Exons: 3
Cellular component (GO): cytosol
Molecular function (GO): protein binding; L-methionine (R)-S-oxide reductase activity
Source: RefSeq, a predicted model, not a curated record
CCUCACGCAGACUCCUCCUUCUUCGGCCCCAACGCCUCCAAAGACGAGGUCUACACGCAGGUCCUCGAACAGGCCCGCGGCCUGGUCUACGACCAGCGCAACUGGGAAGAUGCUAAAAGAAACAGCAACUUCUCCAACGUCGCCUCCCUCCUCUGGCACGCCUACGCCGCCCUCCCCGCCCCUUCGUCGUCGGUCAACUGGGCCGGCUUCUACAUCCGCAGCGACAAGUUCCCGGCCUUGUCCAAGGAUACCACCGCCGCCGCCGCCGGUGCGACCACCGUGCAACCCAAACUCCUCCUCGGCCCCUUCCAGGGCCGCCCCGCGUGCCAGGAGAUCCGCUUCGGGAAGGGGGUCUGCGGCACCGCCGCGCAGGACCGCGCCACCGUCGUCGUGCCGGACGUGCUGGAGUUCCCGGGCCAUAUCGCCUGCGACGCGAGCAGUCGGAGUGAGAUUGUCGUGCCGAUUCUUGUGGGUGGGGAGACGGUCGCGAUUAUUGAUGUCGAUUGCACGGAGCCUUCGGGUUUUGAUGAGACAGACAAGAAAUAUCUGGAGGAGUUGGCGGGGUUGUUGGCUGAGUGCUGUGAUUGGUGA